Messenger RNA from Hypanus sabinus (Atlantic stingray), 556 nucleotides. Its product is annotated as large ribosomal subunit protein uL23-like. Gene Ontology annotation, cellular component: ribosome; cytosolic large ribosomal subunit. Gene Ontology annotation, biological process: translation; ribosomal large subunit assembly. Lineage: Eukaryota; Metazoa; Chordata; Chondrichthyes; Myliobatiformes; Dasyatidae. The record is from RefSeq and is a predicted model, not a curated record. Gene Ontology annotation, molecular function: structural constituent of ribosome; rRNA binding. The transcript has a single exon. Bases 21 to 488 code for a protein of 155 amino acids.
ACCUGCUCUCUUUUCCUAAGAUGGCUCCGAAGGUGAAGAAGGAAGCUGUCCCUGCCAAGACUGAAGUUAAAUCUAAAGCCUUGAAGGCUAAGAAGGCCGUUUUGAAAGGUGUUCACAGUCACAGGUGGAGGAAAAUUAGGACAACACCCACCUUCAGGAGACCAAAGACACUCAGAUUGAGAAGGCAGCCCAAGUAUCCCAGAAAGAGUGCUCCCAGGAGGAACAAGUUGGACCAUUACACUAUUAUUAAAUUCCCUCUCACCACUGAGUCUGCCAUGAAGAAAAUUGAGGACAACAAUACCUUGGUUUUCAUUGUUGAUAUAAAAGCCAACAAGCACCAAAUCAAACAGGCUGUUAAGAAACUGUAUGACAUUGAUGUAGCCAAAGUCAACACACUUAUCAGGUCUGAUGAUGAAAAGAAAGCCUAUGUACGCCUGGCCCCAGACUAUGAUGCAUUGGAUGUCACUAAUAAGAUUGGCAUCAUCUGAUCUGUUUAUAAGAAGACCUUUAUAAAUAUUGCAAUAAAAAAUUUAAAGAGAAAAAAAAGAAGAAAUCA